Arctia plantaginis is the source of this 708-nucleotide messenger RNA. The record is from the annotation of a GenBank genome assembly. NCBI's taxonomy places the organism in Eukaryota, Metazoa, Arthropoda, Insecta, Lepidoptera, Erebidae.
AUGUUGUUACCAUUUUUCGUGUUUAACCCGAAAAAUGUUAAGAAUUCUCUGUUCGGAUCUCAAAUAGUAAAACAUGUUACCAAAGUUAUAGAAAUAAAAUGGAUCUUAAGAAAUGGGAAAGUAUUAGCAGAGGACCGAGGAGCUGUUGUUGUUUCAAAUCAUCAAUCAUCCAUAGACAUUCUAGGAAUGUUCAAUAUCUGGCAUGUAGCUGAUAAAGUGGCUGCUAUUGCACGAAAAGAAAUAUUUUAUGUGUGGCCAUUUGGUCUGGCUGCAUACCUUGCAGGAGUGGUGUUUAUUGAUAGAAAUAAUUCAAAAGAUGCAUAUAAACAACUCAAGGUCACUUCUGAAGUAAUGAUUAAAAAUAAGACAAAAAUUUGGUUGUUUCCUGAGGGGACUAGAAAUAAAGACUUUACAAAACUACUUCCUUUCAAAAAAGGUGCAUUCAAUAUUGCAGUUGCUGCUCAAGUCCCAAUAAUACCCGUUGUGUUCUCACCCUAUUACUUCAUUAAUAGCAAGAAGUAUAUUUUUAAUAAAGGUCACUCUAUUAUCCAGUGCUUAGAGCCUGUUCCAACCAUGGGACUUACUAUGGAUGAUGUACCGGAUCUGAUAAUCAAAGUACGCAAUACUAUGGAUGCUGCCUAUAAAGAGCUAUCAAAGGAGGUGCUUAGUGCUUUACCACCGAAUUAUCCCCUCGCUGUCGAGGACUGA